Aethina tumida (small hive beetle) is the source of this 1287-nucleotide messenger RNA. RefSeq names its product U3 small nucleolar ribonucleoprotein protein IMP4. Gene Ontology annotation, molecular function: rRNA primary transcript binding; snoRNA binding. Gene Ontology annotation, biological process: rRNA processing. The record is from RefSeq and is a predicted model, not a curated record. The transcript is spliced from 2 exons. The coding region runs from base 243 to 1184 and encodes 313 amino acids. Lineage: Eukaryota; Metazoa; Arthropoda; Insecta; Coleoptera; Nitidulidae. Gene Ontology annotation, cellular component: nucleolus; Mpp10 complex; small-subunit processome.
UAUUAAAAUUAUUUUUUAUUAAAUAUGUAACUUGUGUGAUAAUAUUUUAGAGUUCAUUGAUAAAACGUAUCUUAAUUUAGAAUACAAUUUAUUCUUGAAAAUAAUUUGCGACAACUUCAUGUAUGACACUUUGGUGAUUUUACUAGUGUUUUUGUUGUGUUUUGUUGAUGCACGUUGCGGUUGAGGUUAAGUGCUCAUUGUUUUCAAACUCAAGUGCAGUAUUAAAACUCCGCUAGACAAAAAUGCUGCGUCGACAAGCGCGACUCCGACGCGAAUACCUUUACCGGAAAACCGUCGAGGACCGACAGAAUUCGAUUCAGGACAAAAAGAAUCGAGUAAAGAAGAGUCUGGACAAAAACGUACCGAUACACGGCGACUUACAAAAGAAAGCUUUACACUACUCGAAGAAAUUGGAAUGGGAAGAUGCCGGUCCCGAGGCGGCGGUUAAUUUGGGGGGCGAAAGUGGCGGUGCUUUCGCCAACUCGCAGGACGACGAGUACAGAUAUGCCGGGGUGGAGGAUCCGAAAAUUGUGAUAACCACAUCCAGAGAUCCCAGUUCAAAACUUAAGCAGUUUGUGAAGGAGCUGAGACUAAUUUUUCCCAACGCACAGCGAAUGAAUCGCGGUAAUUACGAGAUGAAGCAGCUCAUUCAUGCGUGCAGGGCGAAUGAUGUGACUGAUUUUAUUGUGGUGCAUGAGCACAGAGGUGUGCCAGACAGUUUGGUGGUGUGUCACUUGCCAUAUGGGCCCACAGCAUAUUUUACAAUGACUGAUGUGGUUAUGAGACAUGACAUUCCUGAUAUUACCACAAUGUCAGAACAGUACCCUCAUUUGAUUUUCCACAAUUUUAAGACAAAGUUAGGGGAACGAACAAUGAGUAUAUUGAAGUAUUUAUUCCCUGUACCUAAGGAAGACUCAAAAAGGAUAAUUACAUUUGCCAAUCAUGAUGACUAUAUUAGUUUUAGACACCACAAUUAUAAAACAGUUGACAGACAGAUUGAAUUAAGUGAAGUUGGACCUAGAUUUCAAUUAAGGUUGUACGAGAUUAAGCUGGGUACUUUGGACACAGCAGAUUCAGCUGAUACAGAAUGGGCCUUAAGACCAUACAUGAAUACUACUGUCAAAAGAAGGUUUUUAAGUGAUGAUGAUGGUUGGAAACAAGAUGAUGAUGUCAUGCAAGAUUAAAAUUAAUGAAAAUUUUCUUUAUAUAAGUUUCCACAGUUAUGUGAAAUUGUUAAAACAUUGUUAUAAAGUGAUCUGUAUUUUUACAAUAAACUUUUAAUUAAAA